AUGACGAGAUCCAAGGUUGCGAGACGUUCACGGCCGUUUGGCUCCACGCCAGCCCCGGCAGGAGAGUACCAGACGAACAACAUUCUCAACCAAAGACCUGAGACGCGGUAUGAAGUGCUGGCUGCACGGGAAACUCUUGGCCAGGCUCCUUUGAAGUUGGAAGAGGGGCAGUCUUCCCACACCAACAACCCCCGAGACGCCGACGACAGCAAGCGACGAAAGGCAAUCGACACCAGACAUCCCGAGACGAUUCAAAGAAGCUCAAUGAAGCCCCUGAGUAUUGUUGCCUCAUCCGUUAACAACUCUAACCGGCAGUCUCAGCUGCCUGUCGCCAUGGACAACCCCGGUCCGUACGAGUCCAACGACGACAGAGCUGGUCAUCAAAGGCCCUUCACUUUCGGCCAGCUCAGAUACGAUAACCAUGACCGACUUGACUAUAGCGAUAAAGCUUACGUCGGCCCAGACCGCCCCGGAAAUGACAAGCCGGAUAUCCGUUUGCUGUCAGCGCCAAACGAAAGAAACCACACCGGCUCCUCUUCUCAUCGCCCGAGAAGUCGUUGCAGUGACAGAUUCAACACACACAGCAGCGACCACUUUGGCCAGCCGAAGUAUCCGAGGCAGACGCCGGAAAGCGAUGCGCCCCAAAGCUUCUUAGGAUUGGGCAGAAAUCCUAAUCAGGUGGAGGAGAUGCGCUCCUCGGAGUCGGCUGGAAAGCCAAACGACUCUCGUCUGCACGACAUCGACUACCGAAGAAGUGGACCGCCUUUCGAAGGCAAAGUGAAGAUGGGAAAGGAGGAGGCCGCACUACACGAGAUCACGACCAUGGAGUCAUUGGAAGGAGACCGCUUCCACGAAGACAACAUCUGCAACCAGUGCGGUCACUUUGGCCACUGGCUGGGCGACUGUGUCUUCCCGGACGACGAGGGCUUCAUCAUGGGCUGUCCCAUCCACAACGCAAAGAGCCACACCUGGGACGACUGUCCCGAUGCGAAAAAGAUGACUAUUGAGCGCAAGAUCAUGUACUUCAUUGUUAGACGAAGGAACAAGCCGGCAAUCCGAUCGACGCAGCCCUGGAUCGCACUCGUUAAGCUAGCGUUGCAACAGCGCUUGGAGGACCACUGCUGGGGGCCUUCGGUGUGGACGCAGGAGUUCGUCAUGAAGAUGGUCUGGGGGCCAAAAGCUGGUCACCCAUGGCUCAACUUCGUUUACGGCCGGCAACUCAUAUCCAGCCUGCCCAAAGACCCGGAGACCAUGGAAGACCCCGGAAUCUUGGUCGAGAAGCGCUUGUUGUGGGGACAGGUUCACAAGCCCAACUUAAAGGGAGGAGGGUUUAGCUACGGUCGUACCUACCUAGGUAAUAACGGUGACAGAAAGCUGUGGCCGCCCGAGACCUCCGAACCCCUUGUGCCCCCCUCCGUCUCCCUUGUCCCAGAGGUACCUUUUCCUCCCAUCAUAUACUUACUUGCGUCAACCUCCCACCUUGACCGUCUUCACCGCGUACGUCAACAGCACACACGCCGCGCCGCUGCCGCUAACUCUCCCUGCUGUGACGACCGCCGAGAGAUUCUGCAAGCAAUAGAUGCCGGCGUCAUGAAUGGCCCACGAGCGGGGAGGCGAUCGCAGUCUCCUCUGUUCCUAGUUCUCGUUGUUGCUCUCCUCUUUUUCGCCGUGACCGUCGAGGCGUCCUACGGUGACCGGUUGCCAGAGUUCCGAGAAUGCGUUCAAGUCUGUCACGAUGAGAAUUGCGCCCCAGGCAAGGAGGCCACGCCAAUCCGUACGCCUCCCAAUCCUUCCCUUGUUCGCUGGUCGCACACGGGGGCUAAGAAGCUAACACAUAUCCGCAACCGCAGCCCUCCACCGCCGUCUACUGUUCUGCGCAUCGCCGCUGGCGAGCGCGUGGUCCAGUUCCACGGCAAAUGGCCCUUCUACCGCUUCCUUGGCAUCCAGGAGCCCUUCAGCACACUCUUCAGCCUGGGCAACCUCUGGGCCCACCACGACGGCUGGCGCAAGCUCCGCGCCGUCCUCCCGGCCUCCUACCCGCUUCGCCCCUGGUAUGAAUGGCUCGCCGGCGUGGGCAUCGCCUCGUGGACCUUCAGCGCCAUCUUCCACACCCGCGACUUCGUCGCCACGGAGCAGCUCGACUACUUCGCCGCCGGCGCGAGCGUGCUGUACGGGCUAUACUACACCGUCGUGCGCAUCAUGCGCCUCGACCGCCCCACGCCGCGCCGGAGGUCGGUCUUGCGCGCGUGGACUCUCCUAUGCGUGCUGCUGUACGCCGGGCACGUUGCCUAUCUCAAGGGCGUACGCUGGGAUUACACGUAUAACAUGACGGCCAACGUCAUUGUUGGUAUGAUCCAGAACGUCCUCUGGCUGUGGUUCAGUUUCAGGAAGUACAGGCAGUCGCGUAGGGGAUGGGCCAUCUGGCCGAGUAUCGUCGUCGCCAGUGUUAUCACGGUCAUGAGUCUGGAGCUCUUCGACUUCCCGCCAUUAUGGGGUGCCCUGGAUGCGCACAGUCUGUGGCAUCUGGGCACGAUUCCGCCCACGAUACUGAUGUACAGGUUCAUCGUUAAGGAUGCGCAGGAUGACAUGGCUGGAAGCGAGCGGCUCAAGUCUUGA
This is a messenger RNA of Colletotrichum higginsianum IMI 349063, 2616 nucleotides long. RefSeq names its product Mn2+ homeostasis protein. Gene Ontology annotation, cellular component: endoplasmic reticulum membrane. Gene Ontology annotation, molecular function: hydrolase activity, acting on ester bonds. Gene Ontology annotation, biological process: GPI anchor biosynthetic process. Lineage: Eukaryota; Fungi; Ascomycota; Sordariomycetes; Glomerellales; Glomerellaceae. The transcript is spliced from 6 exons. The coding region runs from base 1 to 2616 and encodes 871 amino acids. The record is from RefSeq and is a predicted model, not a curated record.